Condylura cristata (star-nosed mole) is the source of this 765-nucleotide messenger RNA. It is a transcript of the gene CIMIP2A, whose product is annotated as family with sequence similarity 166, member A. The coding region runs from base 1 to 765 and encodes 254 amino acids. The transcript has 6 exons. Lineage: Eukaryota; Metazoa; Chordata; Mammalia; Eulipotyphla; Talpidae. The record is from RefSeq and is a predicted model, not a curated record.
AUGGGGGCUGCCAGGGAGAGCCGCGACACGUGGGCAACGGCCUGGCAGCUCAGGAGCAUCGACUGUAUUGGCGGCCUGAAGCCCUACAAGAACUUCGAGAUCGUGGGCCGCUUCCCAGUCCAGGAGGUGGAUGGCCAGGGGCCGCCUGCGGCGAAGGCACCCAGGCAGGACCCGCUGCCUGCCGGCUUCAUGCCCUACCCUCCCUACCCCCCGUGCCCACCCGGCAGGAAGGGGGACCUGGGGCACCCGGGCCUGCGGCUGGCAUACGGGGAGGAGGGCUGGAAGGGCCCCACACCCGUCCACACGACCCCCGGGCCGUACCAGCUGUUCCACUGCAGGAGGGACGAGUACCCGCCCCCAGCCCGCCAGCUUGGGACACUGGACGUGGGCCGGUUCCACAGGCUGCCCCAGCUGGACCACCCCAACCUGAUCCAGCGCAAAGCCAUCUCAGGCUACGCUGGCUUCGUUCCCCGCUUUGCGUGGGUGAUGGGGGUGAGCUACCGCGACGGGGUCACACAGGCCAUGGACGAGUUCGACAAGGACCAGUUCCUCUUCAGAAACCCCGUCUGCGCCCUGGGGGAGCGGCUGCCCAAGACCCACUGGCCCAACACAGCCAUCUACAGCAGCCGGGGCCUGAUCCCCUUCUACAUGGGGCUGGUGCCGUCCGCACAGAGCAACUACGGGCUGACCUUCGGCAGCAGCACGCGCAGGGCCUACCAGAAAGAACGGGAGAGGCGGCAGCGAGACGCUACGGACACGCUUUAA